UUCCUCUCAUUGUCUGGCAUCUUUCAAAUUAUUUCACUGAAAACUACCCCAAUGCCCUCUGGCAAAAUCAAAUCAGCUGCUCUCGUACAAAAUUAGCGCGCUCAUCUCAGUGUGUUCAAAAAUUUUUUAAAAACUUGAAAUUCAGACAACCCCUCUCUCUUUUAUUUUAAUUUCCGUUUUAAACCAUUACGUCUCAAUCAUUUGCAAUUAAAAAGUAUUUAUUUUAAAUUCUUCAACCAAUUUUUAUUUUUAUUUUCCCGCUAAUUUUCCCUUCCUUUUUUUUCGAUUCAUUGAGUUUAAAUAAUGGAAAGAAAUUUGUACGUGAAAAAUUGAGAGAGAUGGUGGGAGACUGGUAAAUGUUGAUUUAUAAAGUAAAUAAAAUCAAAAAUAAAUUCUUAACCACAUUGAUCGAACUGGAAUCUGUUCAAGUUACGGUCAUGUUAGACCGAGACAGAAGUACCAUUGGAAUAGAGCAUGUUCCAAAGUUUCGGAUAAUGCCACUAGAACGUAGUCUAGAGAUGCUAGAUACGUUUUAUUAUUAUAAUGUGAAUGGACUGUUAAAAGUUCCGUACGGUUUCCAGGUCGAGGUGCUUUCAAAAUGUCUUCUAAUUGUGUUUGGAGUCGAGAAACGCCUGGGUUUCGGGUAUCAAGUAGCCCAUCUCAUCCCUGCUUUGAUUCUUCACUGUAUGUAGUCCAAAAUUUGACUUAGUCUCCGUUGUGGCACAAAUCUUUUGUUUACUUCCUUCUGCUGAGUUAUUUAGGAUUUUAGG
Meloidogyne enterolobii is the source of this 770-nucleotide messenger RNA. The record is from the annotation of a GenBank genome assembly. NCBI's taxonomy places the organism in Eukaryota, Metazoa, Nematoda, Chromadorea, Rhabditida, Meloidogynidae.